GCUGCGCGCGGGGCCGCCGCUCCCGUGACGUUGCGGCUCCCAACUCGCCGCAUCUUGCUGGCUGCGCCUCCGACCUCUCAAGCGCGCCCAUUUGGCCGAGGCGGAAGGCGAACCCCUGGACCGAGCCCUUCUCGUCACCUUUCGCUCCGAGCCGCGGCUCUGGACUUUUGGCCGAGGAGAGGCUUCCCCGAGGGACCGGAGGGAAGGACGCAUGCCCGGAGUUUGCCGCGGAGGGCAGGCGCCUUGCCAUGAGAAGAGCUUCCCUGCUCUUGAGAGGAAGCGAGGCGGCCCGGUGAAUAUGGUCAGUCAUGUCGUGGCUGGCUUGCUGGCUGGAUGAGCUCCAGCGCUUCUCGCUGCUCUCCUUGUUUACAGCCGCUUUGGCCGUCCUGAGCGUCUACCUGGUGCAAUAUGGCCUGAGCCUCCUGCGGCAAGGCGGUGGGAAGCCGCCUCCUCCCCGUCCGUCGCGCCCGGGACUCCUGCCAGAGGACGAGGGGGGCUCCCUUUUCACCUGGCUGCUGUCCCUCAACAGCUGGAGGAGCGAAUGGCACAAAGCUUGGAUCGCAGCGCUGAACAAGGAAGCCGGAUUGCGGGAGAACACCUGCUUAUUUACAUUUGAUGAAGAUGCAGCUCAUCAGAAUCAAGAGCUUGCAGUACAAGGAAUUAUAAAUGUAGUAAAAUCUGCUGAAGAAAACGUGGUUUCCUGUAAUGUAAUUGGAAAUUCCUUCCAUUUUCUUGUCAGUGUAUCCCAAACUGCACCUCUUACUGGAGAAUGUCAGUCUUACAGUGUAAAACUAUCUCCACUUCAUUUGCAGCUGAAACUUUCAACAAAAUCCGAAGCGGAAGACAUCCAGAUUAAGUGGUCUUUCAUCUAUUCCUCUGAAACAAAUAUGGAAGUCAAACCUACUAAUGUGCAAAAAGAUCAGACUCUUGGGAUAUGCACUGCAUUAGAAACAUUUAAAAGUGUGUUGCAGAAUCUUAUCAGUUGCACAUCACCUGUUAUGAUUCUGAGUACAAGAUCUACUGAUAUAAAAGGAAUACAGAAUGCACAGUAUACUGGGGCCAUUCCACAGGGUGCUAGUCCUCCUAAGCCUCCAAGGGCUCAUGAACUAAAAUUGCUCAUGAAAAACAUCAAAGCAACACUCACCAAUCACAACACUGCAGGUAUCAUUAACCCCAUUUGUAUAGUUCAACUCAAUGACCCUUUGCAGAAAUUUUGUAGCUCUUUUGCCAAUUUUCCCAUGGACCUUUCUUGGAAAGAGGAAUUUAUUUUUGAAUUAAAUGCCAAAUCAAAAGUGCUGCAAAUCAACAUUACAGAAAAUGGGGAGUUGGAUGGUGAUUCUUCCAUUUCUGCUAGUGUUCCUUUGGAUUUAUUCAGGAAACAGCCUUCUGGACUGCAAAGUUUUGAACUGAACAGCCAAAUCAGCAAUAAUAGCUCUGCAGUAGGAUCUGUGUCUGCAGAGUUUUUGUACAUAGAACCAUCAGAAACCAAAUCACAGCAAGUUCCUGCCAAACUUCCUGUUGCAAAAGUAGAAAAGGAUCGAACUGUGAUGCCUUGUGGGACUGUGGUCACUACUGUAACUGCUGUGAAAGCCAAGACUUUGGUGGAAGGGAGAUCAUCUGUUCCGCAUUCAGUUUCCCCAGUGCAAAGUCCUGCUAAACUGAAAGGGAUUGAAAAGGAUUUAUCCAUUCAAGCAAUCCAUUGUCCGAAUGUUUCAGUAAGCAAGGCUUUAUCUUCCUCAGAUACUGAGUUACUGGUGUUGAAUGGCACAGAUCCUGUGGCUGAAGUAGCCAUUCAACAGCUCAGUGAAUCUGCAAAGCAAAAGCUCAAAUCUCCCAGAAAAAAAAGCACCAUCGUAAUAUCAGGGAUUUCAAAGACUAAUUUAUCUCAGGACAGCAAAACUGCACUCAUGAUGGACUAUGCAGCAGCCAUGGAUGGCUCCUGUAAACAAGAUGAUACUUUUAGUUUUGAAGGGUGUCUUGCACAAUCCCCUUCAGAUGAAAAAGUAUCGCUAGCUGCCUCCCAAAUGACAUCUGCCCUUGAAGAACCCCAGGAACACAGCCAUGGUGCCUGGACCUUAGACAGUCACCAUCAAUGGAGCAACAAUGCACUACUAGACCAAGACUGUGAUAAGAUAUCAGGGAGCUCUGUAAGCAUCUCAGAAUCUGAAAUUGGGAAGAAAUCCAAAGGUGGAAUAUUAAAAAAGAGUGCAAAGUUAUUUUUUCUUCGAAGACACCAUAAAAAAGACGCAGGAAUGAGCCAAUCACAUAAUGAUCUCUCCUACCUACAGCAACCCAGAUCUGAUGGUACUCAAAAGAAAGGAGGAACCUUAACACGAAUUCUAAACAAGAAAACAAUUUUUAAGAGCAAAACCAAACUGAAUGGCUCAUCAGUUGGACCACAUGCAUAAAUUCUAGAACCUGCCAAAUUGUAUCAGCUGCACGUGACUAAUUGUUUACAGAAAAGUGAACUACCAUAUCCUUUAUGAGGUUCACUAGCAAAGUGGUUAAUGGAAGAUUAGCAAAGCAUAGCUAGGAAUGAUUGGAGUUAGAACUAUGGUUACUAAACUGUAGAGAAUAACUCAUAUUUAGUUGGAAAUUAAGCUAAUUUAAUUCAGUAGGCCUUAGUCUAAAAUAUAAUUUCUAGAAAUUAGGUUUAAAAUGCAUUUUUGCUUGAAAUUCAAGUAUAGCUGAGAGUUACAAUGAAAAACUAUUGCAUUAAUACAUAUCUGUAGUGGUUGCAUUUUUAAAGAGCCACAAUGCAAAUUUUAAAUGAGCUAUUGUGCCUGUGGGAAAAUGGAAAAAAUGAAAAUGAAAAAAAAUGUGAUAAAGGUUGAAUGAUUUAAGAAAAUUGUAGGAGAGUUCUGUAUUACUUUAUGAGAUCCAAAAAUCAUAUGGAGUCUGGAUUUACCUUUGCAGACUAAUGCAUAUUAGUAAUAUGCAUAAGCUUUCAUGAACUUGAUAAAGGCUGAUGAAAUAAACUGCAGCUCAUGAAAGUGUAUACCUUUUAAUGAAAUCUGAAAAUAUGCUACCAUAUUCCUUCAAAUUUAUGAUCUGGGAAAUAUUUUACCGUGCAGCUGUAUGUUUGUGCACACGUGUGUGCAUGCACUUGUGUGUAUGUGUAUAGGAACAAUUCUUGUUGUAUGCAUUGGAACUUAAUCUCAGAUAAAAAUGCAUAACAUUUCAGCCUUAACAUGUUUCUGGAGAUAAAAUAAAGUAUGGAAUUUGGAAAUCUGAUACAGUAGUUAUUAAACAUAUGUAAAACUGUAUUGCUUUUGAUAGAUGCUAGUAAUACAAACUGGUAAUUUAUAUAAUUAUUAAUUAGGAAUCUAUUUUUUUUGUUCUGUAGAUAUCCUUUUAGUCUAAGAUAAGAAACCACAGCUUAUUGAAGUUUACUUUUCUUACUUCCACAAUACUUAGAAACAACAUUGCCAAUAUUGCAAUGUGCCUUGGAAAUCCUAAAAUAUAGUAAUAAUUUAAUGGCAGCAUACUGACAUGUUCACUCUUUUUAAGCAUAGAGCAUGUUCACUCUUUUUAAGUUUCAGCUGUUAUGUUUCUGUUUUGACACAGCUUGCUUAUUUGAAAAGAUAUGGGGGAUGGGUUCCCCAUUUCUUUAUAUUGGAUAUUAUAACUUGUUCAUUAAAAAAAAUAAAUUUCUUAGUGAUUCUGCCUAUCUUACCAAACAUUAUGUAUUCUGACUCAGUAGGGAUUUGCUGUGGAAUAUAUGGCUUGAUUGUAGAUCCUAGAAUCAAGUUCUAUUACAUUUGUUCAGGGUAAAUCUGGUGCCAGUUCCAUCGCUGUAAUUUAAAUCAAUAAACGAAAAAAAUUCAUUGAAAUAAGGCUGUUCCUCCUGUAGAUCAAUGAUUUGCAUAAACUGCAAUAAUGAUGUUAAAAAUACAGCCUAAUGAAGUCCAACAUACAAAACAUUAUUGAAAUGAAACAGCAAUUUCUGGAAAGUUGUGGAAAUUCCCAUUUUUGUAAUGGUGAUAUAUUACAGACUAACUGCUACGGGGUUAUUUAUAUGAAAUACUUUAUUUCUAUAGUAAGUGCAGAUAGUCCUUGCUUAUCAACCCUAACUGGGACCAGAAUUUUCAUUCAGUGUCAUCAUAACUUCAGUCACUGAAUAAAUGGUUUUAAGCAAGGACUACCUAUGCUAUGAUUACCUUAGACACAUAUCUUUGGAUGUAAAUUUGCUUCCAUGUACCUGGAGUUAGAAUUGGUUUGCAUGACAUUCCGUCUUGUCUUUUUAAAAAAUUGUAUAGCUUUAUGUUGGCACAUAAGCAGACUGAAAUGCCAAAUUAAAAACAAGAGGACUUGUUCUGUAACUCUUACAAAUACUUGAACUCUUUUAAAACUGUUAUUUGAAUGACUCAAAAUUAUGUUGCUGGAUUUUAAAGAAAAGUACCAAAGGUA
Notechis scutatus (mainland tiger snake) is the source of this 4410-nucleotide messenger RNA. It is a transcript of the gene C2CD2, whose product is annotated as C2 calcium dependent domain containing 2. Lineage: Eukaryota; Metazoa; Chordata; Lepidosauria; Squamata; Elapidae. The record is from RefSeq and is a predicted model, not a curated record.